This is a messenger RNA of Hippocampus zosterae (dwarf seahorse), 5000 nucleotides long. RefSeq names its product sodium-dependent neutral amino acid transporter SLC6A17-like. Lineage: Eukaryota; Metazoa; Chordata; Actinopteri; Syngnathiformes; Syngnathidae. The record is from RefSeq and is a predicted model, not a curated record. The transcript has 12 exons. Gene Ontology annotation, biological process: sodium ion transmembrane transport; L-leucine transport; alanine transport. Gene Ontology annotation, cellular component: plasma membrane; synaptic vesicle. The coding region runs from base 415 to 2625 and encodes 736 amino acids.
CAAACGAAUUGCAGGUGAUCGUUUGUCAUGAGCGUAAAUUGUGUGCGUCACGGAGCGGCUCUGUCCCACCCUGCGGGAUGCUGCGUACCGCUCCGCCCCCCCCCCCCCCCCCCCAUCUCCUUCCCCCAUCCUCCCUCCUUUCAGUCAUCCACCCGCCUCACUCAUAAAGGCACACAGUGGAUGCACUACCCACGCGACUCCUUUUCGGCAGUUUAAUACAGAUGCGUGGAUAUUUCUGACAUCGGCAAAAGACGACCGGACUGAGGCCAAAACAAAGACGAGACACGUCUGUCAAUUUUCAGCAUCUCCCUCAUAGCGCCAUCUUCUUUCCAAAAGCUUUUUAAAGACUCACUUCCCGUACGAGUCUCCGACGACCCCCGCCCCCAGCCCCCCUCCCAACCUUCGGCCUCCCCGAUGCCUAAAAACAGCAAGGUGACGCAGCGCGAGCAAAGCCAUGAGCACGUCACGGAGUCGGUGGCUGACCUGCUCGCCCACGAGGAGCCGCUGGACUACAAGAACAGCUCCCUGAACGUCGGCGCCGCGGCCGGAAAGAAAGUGCCCCAGAUAGAGGUGCCGGAAAAUGAUGGACGCCCUGCCUGGAACAGCAAGCUGCAGUACAUCCUGGCGCAGGUGGGCUUCUCUGUAGGCCUGGGGAACGUGUGGCGCUUCCCCUACCUGUGCCAAAAGAAUGGAGGAGGUGCUUAUCUCGUCCCAUACUUCAUUCUACUGCUUGUCAUCGGCAUCCCGCUCUUCUUCCUGGAGCUGGCGGUGGGCCAGAAGAUCCGACGUGGGAGUAUUGGGGUGUGGAAUUACGUGUGCCCACGUCUUGGCGGGAUCGGAAUGUCGAGUUUGAUGGUGUGCGGCUUUGUGGGGCUCUACUAUAAUGUGAUUAUAGGCUGGAGCAUCUUCUACUUCUUCCAGUCCUUUCAGUAUCCUCUGCCAUGGAGUGACUGUCCUAUCAGGAAGAAUGGGACGUUUGCCAUCGUGGAGCCGGAGUGCGAGAAGAGCUCAGCCACCACUUACUUUUGGUACCGCCAGACCCUGAACACGACCAGCACCAUCGCAGAGAGCGGCGGUCUUAAUGUGAAAAUGACUUUAUCUCUGCUGGCCGCCUGGAUCAUCGUCUGCCUAGCCGUCAUCAAAGGGAUCGCCUCUUCUGGGAAGGUGAUGUACUUCAGCUCUCUUUUCCCCUACGUGGUGCUCUUUUGCUUCCUGGUCAGAGGGUUGAUGCUGAAGGGAUCUGUGGAUGGCAUCGCUCACAUGUUCACUCCAAAGCUGGAGAAGAUGCUGGAGCCCCAGGUGUGGAGAGAGGCGGCCACCCAGGUGUUCUUUGCUUUGGGUCUGGGCUUCGGUGGUGUCAUCGCCUUCUCCAGCUACAACAAGAUAGACAACAACUGUCACUUUGACGCCGUGCUCGUCUCCUUCAUCAACUUCCUCACAUCCAUUCUGGCUACGCUGGUGGUGUUUGCCGUCCUGGGUUUCAAGGCCAACAUCAUGAACGAGAAGUGUGUCGUGGACAAUGCUGAGAAGAUUGUCGGAUACCUCAACUCAAAUGUGCUGAGUCAUGAUCUGAUCCCCCCGCACGUCAACUUCUCCCACCUAACCACCUCUGACUAUGCCGAGAUGUAUCAGGUCAUCAAGACUGUGAAAGAGGAUAGUUUCUCCAGACUGGGUCUGGAUCCCUGCAUCCUGGAAGACGAGCUCAACAAAGCUGUUCAGGGAACCGGUUUGGCUUUCAUCGCUUUCACGGAGGCCAUGACACAUUUCCCUGCUUCGCCAUUCUGGUCUGUCAUGUUCUUCUUCAUGCUCAUCAACCUCGGACUGGGUAGCAUGAUCGGCACCAUGACGGGCAUCACCACGCCUGUCCUUGAUGCCUACAAGGUCCAAAAGGAGCUUUUUACAGUGUGUUGCUGCAUUGUGGCCUUCCUGUGCGGUCUGCUGUUUGUUCAGCGCUCAGGGAAUUACUUUGUCACCAUGUUCGACGACUAUUCUGCCGGCCUGCCUCUCACUGUGGUGGUCAUCCUGGAAAAUAUAUCGGUGGCUUGGAUUUAUGGCACUAAAAGAUUCAUGCAGGAUUUGGAAGACAUGUUGGGUUUCCGGCCGAACAUUAUCUACUUCUACUUGUGGAAGUACGUCUCCCCGAUCUGCCUCAUUGUGCUCAUCUCGGCCUCUGUCAUAGAGAUGGCUUUCAGCCCACCUGGAUACAACGCGUGGGUUGAAGAACUGGCUCAGGAGCGCUUCCAGAGCUACCCCCCGUGGGCAUUAGUCAUGUGCUUUGCUCUCAUCGUGGUAGCCAUGCUUCCCCUCCCCAUCGUCUUCAUCGCCCGUCACUUCAACCUGAUGUCGGACGGCUCCAACAAGCUGUCCGUCUCCUACCGGAAGAGCAUGAUGAAAGACAUCUCCAACCUGGAGGAGCAGGACGAGUCCAGGUUCAUCCUUGGCGCCAAACCCGGCGAAGCGCCUGCAUCACUGGCGGCGCGCAAAGCCUAUCUGGCUCCCGGUGGGAACAAAACCCUGGACCCCAACUCCUUGUCUCCUAAAAGCUGCUAUGGUACCGGCUACCAAAAUGCCGCCAUCAGCCCUACCACACCGACCACUCCUACAACACCCGAGUCUGACUUUUGACUGUAUCACCCAUUAGUCAGGUUUACCAUCAGGGGUGCAAGAAUCCCCACCACUGCCCUCCCAAAAGCACAUUUUCAUAGCUGCAAAAUCACUGAAUUCAUGCACUUAAGAUGUUAUUUCCUUUGCCUUAGUAAAAGGAACCUUGGACUUUACUGAGGCACCACUCUCUAGUACAGAGGCAAAGGGCCCCCAGGCAAAGUCUGUCUUGAAUUUGUGCUGCAACACAGACACAUUGAUCAAUGCAGUAUUGUCAGUGAGUGUGUACGUGCUCGCACCUCUGAAUCUACAAAAAUUGUAUAUACCUGUAUUUGUAAAGCUCUCAUCGUGUAUCCUAAACUACUUAGCUCUCACUAACUGCACUUCCUCAAAUAGUGGCCGCACCAGUGUUUGUAGCCACAGCACAUUUUCCUUUAGAAAAAUCUCAAGGCACCCCCCCCCCAAAAAAAGCAAAAAUGUAUACUUUGUGAAGUAAAGAUGAUCUUGCAUCAAUUUCCAAACAAAUUCACCUAGUGUGAAAUUUUAACUUUCUCCCAUCUCAUGGAGGAGCGUACUGUUGUACUGCCUGUCAGAUGAUGCUGGAAAAUAUAAAUGAAAAAAAAGCCAUUAUUUGUAAUCAAUAAAAUCUGAUCAUUAACCGCACUACAGCACACGGCAUUUAACUACUCAACUGCGGAAGGUUUCAAGCAGUUACAGGAAAGUUUACGAUGGCACCAAAAACAUUUGGAGGUUACGAAGGACACGCAAUGAAUUAGGUUGGCAGCAGAUUAAUAAGAUGUCAUCACAUGGCAGGAGAAGGUACUGGUAGUAGGGCUAAGCCGUUUAUAAGGGAGGAUAAAUUCAUGUAAUUUAUUUGAUGCUUACAUUGAAAUGGAUUGAUUGUUAAAGUAGAGGCCACUAUUUGACGAACUACAGUAUUUCAUAUCACUCUCCUGUGUCCAGUCUAAUGUUCAAAGCGGAGGUAGGGACCUACUGUAGGAUAAUGUACGCUAAUGUAGUUUGCGUUAUCAUCUCAUCCACUAAACUGCAUCAUCGUAAGAAUUCAUUAAUUCCAUUCUACACACCAAAGAAUUUCAAGCACACAGUAAAACACUUGAAAUGUGAAUGUUUAAAGUGCGCUACAAACGCACUCAAGAUUUUCCAGUUAACUGCACAAAAAUGCAUAGAUGAGGUUCUCAAAGCACCGAUUUUUGCUUUCUAAUUCAAAUAUGAGGUACAAUAAAUUAUUCAGCGUAGUCGCUGACCUGUGGUUGCAGCACUGUGUGUACAAAACACGCACAAUCAAUGCUCGGUGCAGACACAGCAAGGCAGUUACCGCAACACAAAUUCUACUCAAUGUCAACUAAAACCUAUUCAGUGCACAACAAAUAUCAACACUUCAAGCGACAACUCCAAUCUGUUGCAAACGUAUUACAUUUGUCACGAAAUAGCACAAACAUGUCAAGUGUGAAUGGCAAAGACGGCUGUUUGAUUUCUGUACACACUGCUUGUGCAUAAGUGAUGAUUGCAACCAACCACACUUAAGCUUCUGUUACAGAUAUUUUAUUUUCUUAACUCAUAUUUAAUCAAAGCUGCGCUAUUAUGGAAAGGAUUAUAUUUAUAUUACUGUAUAUUUGUGGCAUAUAUAGAUGUAAUCAAUUAAUAUCUUAGGCGAGAUAUAUUUUCAUCUUAAUUGUACAUUUAAAACUAUUUUGUAGUUUGUGUCGAUGUUGUUGGCUGGUGGAAGUGAUGUCCGUCGCACUCAGACCUAACAUGACCUUUUCCAUCGAGAGAAAAAUCCAAGAAAGGCAAAGAUUGUAUUUACUUGUGCCAUCCAUUGUUUAUGUUCCAGUGUGUGGUUAUAGUGAAGAUAGUCUCACGGGGCACAUUUAUGUGGCGAAAAGAAAAUUAUUUUGCAUCUCAUUUUACUCUACGCUUUGCAAGUGUGGAAAAGACAGAUCGCAAACGUUCUUGCAAUAAUGUGAAUACUGACAUGUAAACGUUUCUUUUCCGAAUACUGAUUUUAUCGGGAGACAUAUCACUGUCUAUCGCAUAUCAGACAAGUGUGGCAUCGUAGAAUGUUAAGAAUACACAAGGAGAUCCAAGCAGUUACUAUGUUUUAUGUUGUCUUCAUAGAGGUCUGUGCACAUGUAAUAACUAAACUGCAGAAUAAAUGUGGCUAAGGAGAAAUUGAUAUACAGCUAAAUUGAUAUCCUUUACUUACAUAUGCUCCAGUUUGUGUGUGUGUGUGUGCGUGCGUGUGUGUGCGGCAGGGUCUUUCUGAGCACAUCUCCUUCCAUUCCCCUCAGUGAUGAUUGUAUUAUGAACACAACUGUACAAAGAAAGUGUGUUUUUCUGUAAAAAAAUACAAAUAAAUAUUAGUGAUUGUUGAAGGACCA